Molecule: messenger RNA, 948 nt
Organism: Naegleria gruberi
Lineage: Eukaryota; Heterolobosea; Eutetramitea; Acrasida; Naegleriidae
Exons: 3
Coding region: 1-948 (315 amino acids)
Source: RefSeq, a predicted model, not a curated record
AUGCAAUACGGUAACAUGAUCAGUAUGAAUGAAUUCUUUGAUGAUUGUAAAUCUUUUGCUUCUCUCUUUUCUGAUUGUCUAGACUUGUUUGACUGUAUCGGAGAAAGAAUGAUCACUUUAGAGAAGGAGAACUCAACGUACAGGCAAAUCAUUUUACAAAUGAAACAUCUGUACACAGAGGAAGUAACUAGAUUGAGGAGUGAUUUACAAGAAAUCAAACAACAGGCAAUUCUCUUUCCAAAUCUCCAUAUGGAUGAAAGUUUACACUUGUUUCAUGUAUGGGAUUUCACCACAAAGACCUUUGAACAUACAUCAAGAACUCUCCUUAACAAUUCUUGGAAGGCAAAUGUAGAUUUGACAAACAAGAUCAAGCUUUAUGAAAAGGACAUUGGAAGGUUGAAGAAGGAAUUAUCGGAAAGCUCAAACACAAGGAAUGAUGAAAGGGAAACAAUAGAGAGGGAACUAGGAAAGAAAUGUAAAGAUAAUGAGGAAAAGAUCACUCAACUCAGGCUGGAGCUUGCUGUCCUUGAGAAUGAAAAUCAGACACUCCAAAAAUCAUCCAAAGCAUCCGAACAAGAACUUCAAUCCAAAGUGAAGAACCUUCUCCAAAUCAACUCAUUGAAUUCCUUAAACAUUAACUCCCUCAAACAACAAAUAGAAAACACACUUGACUAUAGUUGUGUAGAGAGUACAUCGAAAGCUUCGAAAGAGGCAAUCCUUUUGCAGGAAAUGAUAAAAUCUGCAAAUGAAUUUAGGGAGGAAUUUUCUCGCCUCCUUGAAGAGUCUAAGGAAAACACAAUGACGUUGGAGAAAAGAGUAGAGCAUCUCACCAGAGAAAAUGUAGACCUUCAAGGGUCAGUUAAAAACACAUUGAGGUUAUACUCGUUACUAGUGAGAGCAAGUAAGGGCUUUUCUUUUGAUAACGUAAAAACUAAUGCCCUUGAGUGA